Messenger RNA from Glycine soja, 1659 nucleotides. RefSeq names its product serine/threonine-protein kinase UCNL-like. The transcript has a single exon. Gene Ontology annotation, molecular function: ATP binding; protein serine/threonine kinase activity. Gene Ontology annotation, biological process: protein phosphorylation. Gene Ontology annotation, cellular component: plasma membrane; cytoplasm; nucleus. The record is from RefSeq and is a predicted model, not a curated record. NCBI's taxonomy places the organism in Eukaryota, Viridiplantae, Streptophyta, Magnoliopsida, Fabales, Fabaceae. The coding region runs from base 218 to 1378 and encodes 386 amino acids.
UUAAGCAUAUAAACAACAUCAAAUAUAAGCAAAUACACUGAAAACUAACAGGUACGUACGUUCAAAACGAAUAAAUUAACAAUGUUUUGUUGUCGAGCUAGGUGUGAAGCCGAGCCUAUCACUAACAGAAGAGAAGAGUAACGCUAUAAAAGGCGAAUAGGAAGGAAGAUGGAUGAAAAGAAAGUAGGUGUCCUUGUGUUUGAAUUUGAGGGUGAAUAUGGCGGAGGAGCUGAAGCUGGACAACCUUAAAGCAGUGAAAGUGUUAGGCAAAGGAGGCAUGGGCACCGUGUUCCUGGUCCAACUAGAAAACAACAACUCCCACGUGGCACUGAAAGUCGUAGACAAAUCAUCCUCCCACCACGACGCUCCUCGACGCGCCCGCUGGGAAAUGAACGUCCUCUCUCGCUUAUCCCAUUCGCACCCCUUCCUCCCUUCCUUAUUGGGCUCAUUCCACUCCCAAAACUUAAUGGGCUGGGCCGUCCCUUACUGCCCCGGCGGCGACCUCAACGCCCUCCGCUACCGCCAAACUGAUCACGUCUUCUCCCCCGCCGUCAUCCGCUUCUAUGUCGCCGAGAUCCUCUGCGCUCUCCAACACCUCCAUUCCAUGAACAUCGCCUACCGCGACCUCAAACCCGAAAACGUCCUCAUCCAGCAAUCCGGACACGUCACCCUCACCGACUUCGACCUCUCCCGUACCCUCUCUCCCUCCGUUAAUAUUCCCUCCAACACCACUACUCCUCCUCCUUCCCGCAAACACCGCCGCUGGGUCCCACUCCCACUCCCACUCCACGCUAAAAACAAAAACCCCAAGCCCGCCCGAGUCAGCCCGGUCAACCGACGCAAACUCAGUUUCGUGCGAUCCAACUCCUUCGUCGGCACCGAGGAGUACAUCGCGCCGGAGGUCCUCCGCGCCGAGGGGCACGACUUCUCCGUCGACUGGUGGGCCCUCGGAGUUCUGACCUACGAGAUGCUCUACGGAACGACGCCGUUCAAGGGGACGAAUCGCAAGGAGACGUUUCGAAACGUGUUGUUCAAGCCGCCGGAGUUUGUGGGGAAGAAAACGGCGUUGACGGACCUCAUCAUGGGCUUGCUCGAAAAGGACCCCACCAAGCGUUUGGGUUACGUUCGAGGCGCUAGUGAGAUCAAGGAGCAUCAGUUCUUUAGAGGGGUUAAGUGGGACCUACUAACGGAGGUUCUGCGCCCGCCGUUUAUUCCGUCGAGAGACGACGUCGACGCAACAACGACCAAGUCUUUCGCUGCGGGACUUGACAUAAAGGGAUACUUUCAGAGCUUAAAAUCACCGCCGUCUCUGCCCCCUUCGCCGUUACGCUCACCGUCCUUUGAGUUUCAGAAUAAUGUUUCUUUACCGGAAUUCUGACUCACGUGUGGGGGAUUGUAUAUAGCCUUGCACGUACGGUUGCACCAGUUAGUUAUUCUUUUUAACUCUUCAAAUUUCUGUCUAUAUGGGGAAUAACGGUAUCACGUGAAUGAACGGCGUUAGUGAGAAAAACUACAGAUAGAAUUGUAUAGUACGUUUGUCUAUACGUGAAAUCUUUUUUAUGUGUUUCACAUGCAUACACCCACUCCAGUUUACAUAUAUAUGUCAAUACUGAUUAUGUUUUCAAGAAGUAUAUAAGAGUAAAAUAUAAAGUUUUUCCA